AGCUAACGUUAGUUGACGCAUUAAUUAGCUAGCUUCGCUAAGUAACUGCAAUGUGGAACUAUUUCUGCAGUUGUAACGGUGUGAUUAACUAAAGUUAGUAGCUACAGGAUCCUAAGUGUAUUUUCCAGUAUUCACUGAGACACACAAAGAGCAAAGUCCUAGCCCCAGAGAUGCCUCCAAAGAAAGCCAAGAGCAGCGGAAGUGCAGCAAGUAGUAAAGCUAGUGGAAAGUCAAAAGAUAAAAAGAGCAAUGCCACAUCACCUGCUGAAAGUGUACCAGAUUCUGGUGCACCAAAUGACAUCUUCCCCAUGGUGCUAACCUCGGCCACGCAGGAACUUUUUGGGUGCCGUGCUGAUGAGGACCUCACCAAAGACAACCUUUACAAAUUCCUCAAAAAGAGUGAGAUUCUUCAGGACAUGAAGACAAGGGCAGCAGUGUCUGAUUUCCACCCUGUCAAGCAGCUGGUGCAGGACUACCCAGCAGAAGAGCUCUUACUUGUCUUUGACAGAGAUUUCAAAUAUGGACAAAGCUUCUAUCUUGUUGUAACAGAAGAAGCAAAGGAAAGGAUCCUAAAUCCUCCAGAGUCCAUAGGUGAAGAAGCUCAGGAGGAGUCCGCGGACGCAUUUUUAUGCAAAACACCAGAACCUAAGCCGUGGGUAUCCCUGGGCAGCGAGUUGGAAAUUGAGGAGGAGUCUACCGUUGAAUCCAGGGAAAGGAUAAAGUACAAGAUCUCAAGGGUGCGGAGACAGUUUGGAGCUCCAAUCCUGUUCUCUGAUCGCAAUGCCUUGGAGACAACGGAUGGAUUCAUAGAAUGCCUUCCGUACCAAGACAAAAAUUUCAGCCUUCUGAUGAUGGAGAGAAACACUGGGAUACAGGCUGUUCCCACCUUAAAGAGCUCUAGCACUCAGACAAAAUGGAAAUAUCCAAAGAAUACGCACACACAGUACAAACCCAGAGAGUUCACAGUGGAAGAGAAAGAGAACUGCUUGAAUUCUGAAGACCUUAAAAAUUUUGUCAAUUUGGUUGUAUCAAGAUUUGAGAUCGCUCUCCAACAAAAUGAGAUCAUGGAUGUGUUCUUUGAUGACUGGCGGGCACUGAGCGAAGAGGAUGUCAUGUUUGGGGGAAAAGCUGACACCCAUCUAAAGGAAUAUCAGUCCUUUACAGAUCUGAAGUUUAGCAAGGAGAAGACCAUCAGCCACAUCAACUGGCACCCCACCAUCAGCGGGGUGAUUGCAGUAGCUGUAACAGAGAGGCUAUCCUUUGAAGAAAGGAUCAAUGGCUCCACUAAGCUGCUUCUAAACCCUUCACUCAUUCUCCUGUGGAGCUUCUCUGAUCCCCUUCACCCCCAGCUGGUGUUGGAGUGCCCAGACGAUGUUCUCUGCUUUGAGUUCUGCCCCUCUGAUCCCAAUGUAAUCGUCGGAGGCUGCAUGAAUGGACAGGUUGUGUUAUGGGACAUCUCAGCUUUUGCAGAACGGCUACACAGCACACGCGGUGGAGGGGGAAAGAGCACCUCAAACGCAAAUACUUUGCCAGGCUUUGAAGAUAAGCAAGAAAAUGAAACUCCUGUUAUGCGCUACUGUGCCGUAUCAGGCAUAGACAAUGGCCACAAAGCACCAGUUACAGAUAUAAAAUGGCUGCCUGAAAACUUUGAGGUCUCCAGAACAGGGGCACCAAUGGAAAACAAGAAUCUAAUUUGUGUGCAGAUUGUCACCUGUGCCCCCGACUGCUCUGUGAUGUUCUGGGAUAUCCGAGCACCAAAGGUCACCACCCAAUCAGUCACCGACAAAAAGCAGAAAGAGGAGGAACUGCACCUGGAGAAUCCGCAUGGUGUGCCAAAUACAUUCAAACACCUGGACCUUUCCUGGAAACCUCUAUUCAGGGUGAACCUUCCAAAGAUAGACACCACUGGUGAAUAUAGCCCUCUGAAAUUCAGCCUGAGGGGCAAUAUCCAGGACGACCUCACAGGCAACGGUGUUGAGAAACCUCUGCAGAAUGUGGAGAACUCAGAAGGAAGAAUUGAAUAUGCACAGUUGAGAGUGCCUUCAGCCAAACAACUUAAAGUACUAGAGGAUGUCAGCACCAAUUUCUAUCUUGGAACAGAAGAUGGAGAGCUGGUAUACACAGACUGGAAAAUGGAAAAGGAUAAUGACUCUGGAAGACUGCACAGUGCCAAGCCCUCUCACUGCUUUAUCGUACAUGAUAGUCCGGUGAACACUGUCCUGCGAUCACCCUUUUUCAAAGACAUCAUCCUGACCGUGGGAGGCUGGACUUUCGCCGUCUGGAAGGAGGGUGUCAUGAAUGGACCUCUCGUCCAGUCGCCUUGCUCUUUGAAGAGAUGCACUGGGGGAUACUGGUCCCUGUCCAGACCAGGAGUGUUCUUUAUUGGGAAAGAGGAUGGAAAUAUUGAGGUGUGGGAUAUGAUGGAGAAGACACAUGAGCCGUCACAGACCCAGAACAUCACCUCCACCCAGAUCACCUGCAUCAAGCCGUGGAUUGUGUCCUCAAAGCAACACCUCUUGGCUGUGUCUGAUCAUUUUGGCACGCUGCACAUUCUAGAGGUUCCACGGAUACUCCGCAAUCCUUUAAGCAAAGAGAAACAACAUAUGGCCAAAUACUUUGAGACGGAGGUGGAGAGGCUGACUUUCUUUGAGAAGCAGAGGGAUAUGAGAGCAAAAGAGAAGAAGGAGAUAGAGGCUGCAGAGCAAAGGGAAAAACAGGGGUCAGUAACGCCAGAUAUGGUCGUGGAGCAGAUUGAGGAGGAGGCCCUGAAGGAGUAUCAGGAUUACCUGGCCCUGGAGAAGGUUAUUCUAAAGGACAUGGGUCUUCUUCCAGAGCAGCAAGAAAAGUCUUCUGCUGAAAUAUAAUAUCUAUGAUAUCUACA
Megalops cyprinoides (Indo-Pacific tarpon) is the source of this 2881-nucleotide messenger RNA. RefSeq names its product dynein axonemal intermediate chain 3 (gene dnai3). Gene Ontology annotation, biological process: inner dynein arm assembly; cilium movement involved in cell motility. The transcript is spliced from 23 exons. The record is from RefSeq and is a predicted model, not a curated record. NCBI's taxonomy places the organism in Eukaryota, Metazoa, Chordata, Actinopteri, Elopiformes, Megalopidae. Gene Ontology annotation, molecular function: dynein heavy chain binding; dynein light chain binding. The coding region runs from base 171 to 2864 and encodes 897 amino acids. Gene Ontology annotation, cellular component: inner dynein arm.